UUUAAGGACCCGACACCUGGCCGCGUGGUGAGCAAGUUAACGCAGUUCCUGCGCAGCGACUAUGUUGCUAUCCCCGUGUAGGCGUCGCCGCUUCCGCUCUGCCGAUGCUGGUCCCAUUCGCGACAAGAAAUCUCCAUGUCAUCACUGUCUGGCAGCUCCCGACGAAGGUGAACACUUUCCUGUGUGCAGGGGGUGCCAUAUGGUUGCGUUCUGUGGCAAAGCCUGUCAGCAGGCCGCAUGGCCUUCCCAUAGGUCUAUGUGCGACUACUACUACGCCCUGCGCAGGGAGACGAGGCGGGCUGUCGACGCCGAUCCAGACGUAGCUUCCCAACAAGCUGCCCAAGGCGUGCCGCCUCUGGAGGUUCGCGCCGAACUCUUCCGCGACUUCAUCGAGCUCUACACGUACACAGCACAAUGGGCACUAUAUGCUGCUCUUCGUGAAGAACACGGGGAGAAUACCGAUGACCACAACCGGACGCUUCUUACAAUCUACCUCACGUAUCGGGGGGACUGCAACGGCGACCCCAGCCGGGCGUACUAUGUCACUGGCGCGGGUUUGACCUACGUGGGCGGGGGCGUCGCACCCUUGCCACCAGGUGUGGAUUCGCAGAAACCCCCGGUGGGGUGUAUACGUGUGGAAAGGGAUACUACGAUCUCCCAAUUUCCAGCCGUAUCAUGGUCUACCGACGAUGGUAUGGCCUUGAUGCCCCUAGUACGCCUGGGGACGAGCGCAUCCCCUCCUAGCCAUCCAUCAAUGCUCGACGGCGUCGACGAUAAAUGGUGGCUCUUCUAUCUGCAAGAAACGAUCAGUGAAGGAUUGGUCUUCAGGGCCCCCAGGCGCGGUUCUGGGAACCAUAUGUUGCUAGGCCGUCUGGAAAAGUCAGGUUCCGGAUGGCGCUGGCGUCCGCUGAGGGCCUCUGCCAGAGCACCUCGAGAGGAUAGCGAUUAGAGGCUUGCGUCGUCUAUGAUCUGCGUAUAUACUGUACUUGUAUUCCAGCCGCCGGAUGCGGUGUUCAUCGAUUUCCUACUUUACGGAGUCUCUGGAGGCUUGACCUCCCCUAUAUAGCUUACUUAGUACUGCCAGCUGGCGGCGCAGCACAUGGCGUCCGAUGCUUCCAACAGAGUACAUUUCAUGGACACGGUUUGGCAAUGUGCUCUCAAAUUUUGGGGACUCUUGUCGUGGGUACAGUACUCAGUACAGUAGGCAGCCCGUGCUUCUAUAACAUUUUAUUAGUAGGAUAUGGAAUAUAUUUUGUUCGGUGACAACACCC
Molecule: messenger RNA, 1271 nt
Organism: Rhodofomes roseus
Lineage: Eukaryota; Fungi; Basidiomycota; Agaricomycetes; Polyporales; Fomitopsidaceae
Exons: 3
Coding region: 62-949 (295 amino acids)
Source: RefSeq, a predicted model, not a curated record